CUCAGGGGCAGCAAGAUGUCUGGGUCCAACGCUGAGGGUGAGGAAAAGGCGGGCUCCAGACAUUGUCCCCAGGUGCAGGUGAAUGAAUAUAAAGAAAUUGGAAGUAGUGCUUAUACUUCUUUGAGACCAAUACAGACUACAACUUUAGGGAAAACAGCAAAGGUUUAUCUUUCCCCAUUUUCGCUCAGCAAUUCCAAGCUAGCACUAUUUAAGUUAUCCAGAUCCUCGUUUGAAAAUAAUUGUAACAAUGCAGUGGCUCAUAAGAAGACUGACGGGAAGAAGACUUGUAGAAAGGUUUUAACUGCAAAGAUGAAGGCCGCAUCUUCCAAGGCAGAACCCGUUCUGCUGAAGCCAUCCUUGGAUGCUUAUACUGAAAGUACCAAGCUGGAACUCCAGAGCACUGAAGAAUCCGUGCCUCUCAGUGUGGACAUGGGAAGCAGCGAUGAAGAUGGCCUCCCGGGCCUGGAUGAUUUUUCAGGAUUGUCACCUUAUGAGAGGAAGAGGUUGAAGAACAUCAGAGAAAAUGCAAACUUUUUUGCUUCUCUUCAGUUAUCUGAGUCAGCUGCAAGGCUCCGUGGAAUGAUAAAGAAGAGCCAGCCGACUGAAUCAAAGAGAAAGAGGCCUAAGAAGAAAGAAAAUGAGAUUGGCUGUCGAAGGUCCAUGCGAUUGUUGAAAGUGGACCCUUUGGGAGUUCCCUUGCCAGCAGCUCCAGCACAGCCUACAUUCGAAGAAGAGGAAGAAAAUCCUUUGUUACCUCCUGGACCCUUAGAAAUGAUUCCUGAAAACCAGGAUGACAGCAAUGAACUGUUCAAAGCAUCUUUGAAGACAUGGGCCGAGAUGAGCAAGACAAGUAAGGAGAGGACCAAGGAGGGACUAUCUAGCAUUAAAAGCUACAAAACCAAUUUAAGUGGUAUGGUCAUCAGUGAAGCUACUGUUCGUAAAGUGACCAGAGGUGCGAUCUCCUCUGUGGCCCUUCAUCCAUCAGAAGUGAGGACCUUGGUAGCAGCCGGGGCCAAGUCUGGGCAAAUUGGACUUUGGGAUUUGACCCAGCAAUGUGAAGAUCAGAUAUAUGUUUUUUAUCCCCACAGUCAGCCCGUUAGCUGUCUUUACUUCUCACCCACCAAUCCAGCCCACCUACUGUCACUGAGCUACGAUGGCACACUGCGAUGUGGGGACUUUUCCAGUGGCAUUUUUGAAGAGGCUCAGAGUGAGCUUCCUCUGUGGGCUCACUGCAUGGGCUGGACUGGUAAUUUCUCUUCCUGCCCCAGGGACGUUCACGUUUAUGAUGCGAGGUGCCUGAAUUCCAAGAGAAGCCAGCCUUUGAUCUCUGUGACUGGACACUCGAAGAGCGUUGCCUCGGCGUAUUUUUCACCUGUUACCGGUAACAGAGUGGUGACCACUUGUGCCGACUGUAAGCUGAGUUUGUUGUUCACCACCCUCCGAGCACAAGCCGAAGGCUGGAAGGUGAAGCAGACAACAGGAGCAUUUCUACACUGGGUUUGGGUUUUGACUUUGCUCUAUGCUACCUUGAAUUAUUUAACAUUUCAAAGUACAUACUAUUUUGUUUUUUUCCCUACUAGGCAUAACACUAUCACUGGGAGAUGGCUAACGAGGUUCCAAGCUGUGUGGGACCCUAAACAAGAAGACUGCUUCAUAGUUGGCAGUAUGGCCCACCCACGGCGGGUGGAAGUCUUCCACGAGACGGGAAAGAACGUGUAUUCUUUUUUUGGAGACUGUCUUGUAUCUGUGUGUUCCCUCAGUGUUAUGCAUCCUACCCGGUAUGUUCUGGCUGGAGGUAAUUCCAGUGGGAGGUUACAUGUUUUUAUGCAUCAAGAAAGCUUCUGAGCUAUUGGGUAGGUUCAACAGUUUGCUCCAAUUGUGUGGCAGAGGAAGCAAGUGCUUCUCUCAGCUUCAUGCAUCUGUUUGGUAAUGGGUUAUAUUUAGCAGCUGUAACAUUGCUUUCUCAGUGAGACUGUACAGAAUGUAGCAUUAGCACUGGAGGACCCUGAAGGCCAUCUCUAGAGGAGGAGGGAGGGGCCUGGAGCAGAAGCUGGGAUACUUUCAGCACUUGGUUCUGAGAUAGGAUUUUGUGUGGCCCAGGCUGGCCUCCGACUCUGUGUAGCCAAGAACGACCUGGAACCCUGGAGCCCCUUGCCUCUCCCUCUGAAGUGCUAAGAUUACAGGCAUGCACCGCUGCGCUCAGCAUCUUUCAGCACUUUUAAUUAGGCUGUAUUUUGAGAAAUUCUAUCAAAUGAUAAAGCUUUGAGUGGUCAGUAUUAGCUUUUCUGUAAUAUAAUGAGACCAUUUUGAUGCAAUAGUGAUCUAUAGAUCUGUGAUUUAUUUUAUAGUUUGGGUGGAUACUGGAAUAGGUCCUAAAAGAUCAACUAAUUAUGAAACAUUAUUGGUCCCCAGGGACUGUCACGUGUUAGGCAAGUAUUCCACUGUUGACUCACCCCCACCUUUGGAACUUAGUUCUGCUUUGUUGAUGUUUUUGAGACUAGGGUUUGCUCUGUAGCCCAGGCUAGCCUUGAGCUUCAAUCAUCCUGCCUCACUUUUCCAAGGGCUAGGACUAUCAGUGUUUACUAACAUGCCCAGCCAGAACUUAUUUUGCAAGCUAAGAACCUGUUUUGGGGUCCUUGUAUCUCAGUUCAGUGUCACAAACUCCCACAGUAGUCAUCGGGAACAUUGGUUUCUGUGACUAGGGCCUGCGUCCGCACACCUAUAGUUUGUCUGCCUCCUGGGCAGCUCCAGAAAUGAGCUGGGACUGCACAGUGCUUCAGCUUGCACCAUUCUCCUGUACUCCAGUGUGUAACUGUGUACACACUCUGUGUACAGCUAACUGUGGUAACUUUUCACAUGAAACUCCUAACUCCAGCACUUGAGGUAGAAGCAGGAGAAUCAGGAGUUCAAGGCCAACCUGGCUCGCCUUCCCUUGCCCCCAAAUUAAUAAAGUACAGAAAGCAAAAUUAGGAUAUUUUUAUUUUUUAAUUAGAGUAUUUUAAGAUAAAACUUAGUUUCAUAUGUUUAUGUAUAUUCUGCUAAAUCAGUGUGGCCUGGUGUCACAGAGUUAUACAUAGUCAACCUUUUCCAUUGUUACUUGCCAAAGUUACUUCUGAAAGACUUAAAAGCUUAGGUAGUGUGUUUGAAUUGUAAGAGGGAAUGCUCUUAUAAUUAUAUGUCACAGGAAUAAAGUAUGAUUUUCCUUGA
Messenger RNA from Peromyscus maniculatus bairdii (prairie deer mouse), 3207 nucleotides. NCBI's taxonomy places the organism in Eukaryota, Metazoa, Chordata, Mammalia, Rodentia, Cricetidae. The record is from RefSeq and is a predicted model, not a curated record.